Brassica napus (rape) is the source of this 2963-nucleotide messenger RNA. RefSeq names its product protein HOTHEAD-like. Gene Ontology annotation, molecular function: oxidoreductase activity, acting on CH-OH group of donors; flavin adenine dinucleotide binding. The record is from RefSeq and is a predicted model, not a curated record. The transcript has 5 exons. The coding region runs from base 96 to 1787 and encodes 563 amino acids. Lineage: Eukaryota; Viridiplantae; Streptophyta; Magnoliopsida; Brassicales; Brassicaceae.
CGUCUUAAUUAGUAUAUAAAUCGUAUGAAUUAUGUAGUCUUCUUGUUUGUGUCUCCACAAGAUUUAGUACAAAGCAAAUAUUAUCUUACACUGCAAUGGGUUUUCAUAUGUUUCCUUCUGUUCUCGUCAUAAUUUUCAUAUUGCAUGGCUCCAGUUAUUCCCAUAAAGAUAAAGGGUUUUACGGAUUUAUGAAAAAUGCAACAUCAGCACCAACGUAUGCUCGCUUCGACUACAUAGUUAUUGGAGGAGGAACCUCGGGUUGUUCAUUAGCUGCAACACUCUCUCAAAACGCUAGCGUUUUGGUUCUCGAACGCGGCGGCUCUCCCUACGACAAUCCGAGGGCCACAGACAUCGAAAACUUCGCCAACACGCUCUUAAACAUCACACCAAACUCGUGGUCGCAGCCUUUCAUCUCCGAGGACGGCGUUUACAACACACGUGCACGCGUCCUCGGAGGUGACUCGGUGCUGAACGCUGGGUUUUACUCACGUGCGGAAGAGUAUUACGUGAAGGAGGCUGAGUGGGAGAUGGAGGAAGUGGAGGCUGCUUACGAGUGGGUCGAGAGGAAACUUGUGUUCGAGCCACAAGUAACCGGAUGGCAAUCUGCGUUAAAAGAUGGGCUUUUGGAGGCUGGUGUGUUACCGUACAACGGUUUCACCUUUAAACAUAUUAUAGGAACGAAGAUUGGCGGUUCCACCUUCGACUCUGCCGGCCAUAAACACUCGGCCGCGGAUUUGUUAGAGUAUGCUAAUCCGGACAAAAUUGCUGUCUACUUGCACGCUACUGUGCACAAAAUCCUCUUCACCACAAAAGGAAACCAAAGACCUAAAGCGUACGGAAUGAUAUAUCAAGACGCGGAUGGAAUGUUCCACAAGGUAGAGCUGGCAGAAAAUGCAAUGAACGAGGUGAUUUUGUCGGCAGGUGCACUUGGCAGCCCUCAGCUGUUGAUGCUAAGCGGUGUAGGUCCUAGGGCUCAUCUUGAAGCCCAAGGGGUGGACCCCGUGGUUAUAGAUCACCCCAUGGUUGGACAAGGGAUGGGAGAUAAUCCUAUGAACAGUGUGAUUGUCCCCUCUCCUCAACCUGUAGAAUUGUCCCUCCCUCAGGUCGUUGGAAUCACCAGGUUUGGCAAUUUCAUUGAAGGUUUUAGUGGAUUGAGUCUCUCUUAUAACUUGACACGUAUGUUCUUUGAGACAAGACUCUCCACUCAAUCAAUCACAAGUUUUAUCAACUCCAGUGAUUUUCAAUUGAAUUUGAUUGAAAUUGAUGGCGUCAUCUUCCAAAAAGUCGAUGGUCCGUUCUCUAGAGGUUACUUAGAACUCAGGAAUACCAAUCCAGAUGAUAACCCUUCUGUGACAUUCAACUACUACCAAGAGCCAGAAGAUCUUGAGAAAUGUGUUAAAGGACUUGAAACCACUAUUGAAGUGAUAAACUCGAAUGCAUUCUCCAAAUACAAGUAUUUGAAUGCAACCGGACGCGAGUUGCUCAAUCGCAUGCUGGGCCUUCCCACCAAUCUGAGGCCGAGGCACGUAACUUCAGUGUUCAACUUGAGGCAAUUUUGCAUCGACACCGUGAUGUCUGUUUGGCAUUACCAUGGAGGUUGCCAAGUUGGAAGAGUGGUCGACAAGGAUUACAAAGUUUUAGGCAUUGAUGCGUUGAGGGUCAUCGAUGGAUCCACUUUUCUUAAGUCUCCUGGGACUAAUCCUCAAGCCACGGUAAUGAUGCUCGGAAGGUACAUGGGGCAGAAGAUUCUUCGAGAGAGAAAUGCUUCCGGGGAAAAAAGGGACUAAUCGAUCAUUAAAGAUGAGACCAAUAUAUACUCUCCAUUGUCCAAAUAAAAGACUAUUGUGUUAUUGAUGUUGUCAAUUACUAGUUAUGCUCUUAAAUGAGAUGAUUAGUGAUCAUCUUCUUAAUAUGAUGCGAAGUUAUAAUGUUGGGUAAAGUUGGUGCCUUCUUCGGUUUAAGAGGAACCAUUAGUGACUUCAACCAGUUUCAUAAAAUGCAAGAUCCAAAUUUGUAGUACCAACACAAGUCAUACUUAUUCGCCAACGAAUAGUUGAAGAAUAUAGUACAUCCCUCUCCUUGCAGUAGCCAAUAACUAGAUAAGAUAUGAUUUGUACUUCACAAGCAAAAUCAAAGAAGUAGAUAUCUAUUAUUAACUAAGAUAUAAGUAAUCACACGUUGCUCAUGUAGAGUAAUGUGGUUAGCUCAUGUGCAUCUACGGACAAUGGUUAGUCGCCACGAUUGAUGAAAUAGUUUAUAUUUCGGUCUUCUAACCAUCUGGUUCUAAAGCUGUUUAAUAGUAUUAACACCUUGUUCACGGAUGCAUAUAUAUAGGUAUUAUUUCCAAGAUUUUCGUAAUUUUCAACCAAAGUCAGUUUCAUAUCUAUAUAAUAAAAACACAAAGUGAAACAAAAUGUUCUCCACAAACUUUUUGAUCACAAGAUUUAUUAUAAAAUGGUUACAUGCAUAUUAAAUCAUUAUAUAAUCACUAAAAUAAAUAUUAUAUGUAACGAUUAUUUGGUUCGGUAUCUCUGGUUCAGGCUUCUUUCCGGUAAUAUGCCCAGGCCUAAAAAGACACUGGUAAGCAAUCAAAUAAAUAGGAUCCACUUUUACAUUACGGGUUAUGCCUUUCCACAAAAUAUAUAAAACGAGCAUUCAAAUAAGAAGUAAAAGCAGUAGAAAGUAAGUACCACGUGAAUAGGACAAGGGAAUAUGAUUUGCAAAAUUACGCUGAACACGAUCAAAAGAUAGAACAGUAAAGGGCAACUCUCCUUUGGCAAAAGACUCAACUUCAAACUUGUGAACAUGUCUCACUAAUUGUACUUCCUUUGCCAAAGUUGAAUUUCCCUUUUACUGACUUCUUUCAUCUAACAAUUUUCUCCUAACAUUUUGUGGUAACAACUUCUACGCAAUUUAUAUAACCAAAAAAAAAAAAACUAUUCGAGCAACCGAAUAUGCUCAAA